Molecule: messenger RNA, 2500 nt
Organism: Symbiodinium necroappetens
Lineage: Eukaryota; Dinophyceae; Suessiales; Symbiodiniaceae
Source: the annotation of a GenBank genome assembly
AUGCUCUUGGGCAAGGAGAGCCCUGUGGAGAUGAGCUCCAAGGUGGUGGGCAUGCUGUUGCAACUGCCGCUGCCAGAGCUUCGGCAGUUGGUUGGCUCCUCCUCGCUGCUGCGGCAGAGACUUGCCGAAGCCCUGAAGCUUCUGGGCAUUCAGCAAGCCGGGCCGACAUCGACCUCCAGCGAGGCUGCUCCGGAGAUGUGCCCGCCGGUGGCUCGCCAAGCCGAGUUGCUGUUUGUGGCACUGAGCUGCCUCCUUGGCGAUCGAGACCUUGCGCUCUCCCUCACGAGCUCCUUGCAGCGACGCCUCACGGAGGCGGAGUUGGUGGGCUGUUUGGUAGAAGAGAAAAGGCUCCGCACCUCCAUCAAAGCACUCUCUAAGACGUUGGAGAAGGAGCUGAAAGACGAAAAGGGUGCCGAGCCCAAGAGCCGGGCGCGGUCAAGGAGACGAAGCCAGCGAAAGAAGGCGCCACUUCCAGCGCAGCCUCAGCAAGCUCAGCCAGCGCCACAGCCAGGUGCCGCGAAGCGGAACCUGACAGGGCCCAGUCCCGGCGCAGAACGUGGCCCUGCUCCUGCAGGCGGCAAUGCUGGCAGGCCAGCGUUUCAGCCCCGCCCGGCCGGAACCGUGGCCAGCCUGCAGGCGCCGCCGAAGAAGCCCGAUUCUCCCCAGGCGGCCCCGGCGACAUCCGCAGCAGCUGCAGCAGCUGCAGCCACCUCGGCCACUGCUGCCACGCCUGGUGGUGCGUCCGCGGCUGCCGCGGGGCCGGCAGUGGCUAAAGAUGAGGCAGCCGUGGCCGCGCCGGAGGUGAAGCAGGCGGCGGCUGGGUGUUGUGAAGUACCCUUGGGUACCGCCCCAUCUGCAUCUACAUCUUCGGGCAAGGCCAUGCAGCGAAGCCAAUCGCAGGCACCACAGGCAUCUGCACCGACACCUGUGGCAGAGGCCUCCCGCGCAGCCCGCGCUGCCAGCGCCGAGCCAGACCCGAAGCGGCAUCAGGAUUCUGGACAGUCUCGACGCCCGCAGCGCACGAAGCGAAAAGGCCACGUGUGGUCGCCAGUGACAGAUGCAUUCGAGGUCGCACGCGCGAGUCUGGCAGAAAACGAAGAAGCGAAGGCCAAGGCCUCCACGUCGAAGCCCUCUGCUAAGGCCAAGGCACCUGCACCGCAACCUGACCGUCUGGCUCAGCAGGAGAUUCGUCAACAGCUGCAAGCUCUUGCCGAAUCCAAACUGCGAGCCGUGGAGAACGAGGAUUUCGAACUGGCUCAACAGCUGAAGCAGCAGGAGCAGGAGCUGCAGCAGCUUUGUGGGCCUGCGAAGUCCUGGGCUUCCAUCGCCACGCCAGCAGCGCCACCAACUCGAAGCGUAAAGCCAGGCAUGGGAGUUCCUCCGAAUCCGAAUCGCAGCCUCUCACCUGCGCGGACGGUUGCGCAGAAGACCGGGAAGCUGGUGUUCGUGUUGACAGCCCCAGGGGAGCUCACUGUCGAGUCCUUCAAAGCAACCUCAACGCAUGUGUCGCGACGAGAUGCCUUGGCGCGCAUUGCGACGGCAGCAUUGUGGAGAGGUCGAUCUCUUUGCUGGGACGAUGUUCAUGAGAUAGUGUUCAUCUUCGAGGAUUACCAUGCGCUUCACAUAACACCGCGAUUUGUGGCGAGCUGCCCCGUGCCUUCAGAGUACCAUCUGAUAAUGGUUCUGGCGCGAGCACUGGAGGGAACUGGAAUGCCAGGACUUGAGAUUACGGCGCCGGACAAGAAAAGAUUCCUCGGAGGUCACUUCGAAGAUAUGGUUGCCAAGUAUGGCCGCUCUGCACCGUCCGCUGUAGUCUUGCUGCACGAGGCUUUCCCACAAAGUCUGGGCCUCUACGACCGAAGUGCAGGAUCACGGGGCGACUCCCUGAGAAAUCUGGUCUUCUUCCUGGGAGCGGUGAAGGACAUGACGCCCGAAGAGAGGGGUGCUGUGCAUCGAGCCUGCCGCCAUCACUCAGUUCCCUGCGUGGAGGCAAACCUCGGCCAACAGGCCGAGUUUACCUCGAAAAUCAUCGAUGUACUGCACGGGCACCAUUUGUACGGCCGCUUGGCCCCAGCCGUGUGGCGAUGCACGCGGCAUCCACAGAAGGCGGAGCAGGCAGAGGCAACCCGUCCAGCUCCACCAAGUGGGCUGCUCUGGGUUUUCGUCCCGAUGGGCGGAUCGCCUCGUGAUCCUGUGGCUGAUGACAAGAAGAGGGACGGGCAGUACGAAAUUCCGCGCUGCUGCAUUUCCCAGCUCUGGUGCUCGAAGAGUGAGCAUCGAAGCCAUGCCUUGUCCUUCGUUUACCCGAACGGAGAGGUGUUGACGGUGAACCCGUCCUUGGUGACGUGCCUCAAACUCCAGCACCGUGCAGCGCCGACAGAGCGGAAUCUGGUGAACGCCCUCCGUGUGGCCACAGGCGAUUGGAAGGCUGAUCCGAACUUGACGGUGGAUGAGGGCUGUGUUGUCCUCGGCAAAGCCUCGGACAUAAUGGCGCAGCGAG